GAGCGCGCACGCCGUGCGUGCCUCAGAGCGCGUUCCCGCACUGCCCCAUCGCGUGGUCUGCUUUGGCUUCCAUAUUGCAGCAGUGGAUCUCUGGGAGGCCGACUACUGACCGAACCCUCACAGCUCCGAUCCUUCUCUGGUUUUACCCCGUUGCUCGUCCCCUGCUCUGCGCGCUCGUUGUCAGUGGGAGCCCCCCCCCCGGUGCGUUAUAGUCCCGUCCCCUGACGGGGAGGUUGAGAGGGGAACGGGACAUGGCGGCUCAGGUGGAGGCUCCUCUGCUACCCGCAAACCCGCUGCUGCCGCCCCUACAGCAACAGCCGCCGCCUGAGGAGAUGAUAGAGGAGAGGCGGCCGGAGGGAGGGAAGCAGCGCCAGGCCAAAGAGGACGGUGGCACUGGAGGCGAGGAAGUGCAGCUUCGUAAGGAGUUUGUGGAGGCUCCCCCACCCAAGGUGAACCCCUGGAUGAAGGCUGGCGGGAGCACCGUGAAUGGGCAGCUGCCCGCAGAACCUCCUGUUCCUGCCAAGGUGGUGAAAGCUGGAAACUCUCGGCCAAGGAGAGGAAGCAAGGUUGGGGAUUUUGGUGAUGCCACAAACUGGCCUACCCCUGGAGAAAUUGCCCACAAGACUGUGCAGCCGCCUACCAAACUCCAGCCAGGCCGCAAGUCCCUGGGCAAGAAGGAUAUGAAAGAGGAAAGUGCAGACGGGAAGGAAAACCAGAGGGUGAAAUCAGAUGAGUCCAGUGAGGAGAAGAAUGGCGAUGACGAUGGCCAGAGAUCAGCUAACAAAAAGAAAGCGUUUCCCGCAGGAAACAAACACAAGUGGGUUCCCCUACAAAUCGAGAUGAAGCCUGAUGGACCAAGAGAGAAAAAUGCAUCCAGGAACAACCGGCAAAAUGAGCAGCAACGGCACCCGCUGAACCGCAGUGACCCUAAAACAAUGUAUCCUGAUAACAAGUCUGAGCGCGAUUGGCAGGACUUCGAUGAUACGUCCAGCGUGAAAAGUGAGGGAGCUAUCAGGGGUGGCUUUAGGGGCAGAGGACGUGGCCGAGGGAGAGGAAGAGGACGUGGUCGAGGAGGCACCCGUUCUCACUUUGACUAUCCGUACGGGUACAGGAAAUUUGAUGGUUCAGAUGUAACACGUGGGCCAAAGUUUCUCAGUAAUAUCACUUAUUACUACGACAACAUGAGCAGUUCAGAGCUGUACAGUGUGGACCAGGAACUUCUAAAAGACUAUAUCAAACGACAGAUAGAAUACUAUUUUAGUGUGGACAACCUGCAGAGGGACUUCUUUUUGCGCCGGAAGAUGGAUUCUGAAGGUUUUUUGCCCGUUGGUUUGAUUGCCAGUUUCCAUCGAGUACAGGCUCUUACCACAGAUAUUGAACUGAUAGUCAAGGCACUAAAGGAUAGCAAAGUGGUAGAGAUUAUUGAUGAGAAAAUUCGCAGGAAAGAUCAGCCAGAUAUGUGGCCACUUCCAGGUCCCUCCCUUUCAGAUGCUUCCCAGACCGACUUCAAUCAACUCAUAAACUGUCCUGAAUUCGUCCCCAGGCAAGGAUUCCAGAAGGAAACAGAAUCUGCUCCUGGCUCUCCUCGAACAUCCAGCCCAGCCCGAACGACAAAAUCCGAAGAGGUCUCUAACUUGAAGACCAUGCCAAAGGGUCUUUCGGCCAGUUUGCCUGACCUGGACUCUGAUAACUGGAUAGAAGUCAAGAAAAGGCCGCGACCUUCCCCAGCAAGAACCAAGGAUGAGGUUAAGUCGCCACAGGUGGUUACACCCUUGCAGGUGACUCCACAAAAGCCACCCAAAGAUCAAGAUGAGCCAGAGGAAUUGGACUUUAUGUUUGAUGAGGAAAUGGAGCAAAUGGACGGGCGGAAGAAUACUUUUACUGACUGGUCAGACGAGGACUCUGACUAUGAGAUCGAUGAUCGAGAUGUGAACAAGAUUCUUAUUGUGACACAGACACCGCCUUCACUACGUAAGCACCCUGGAGGUGACCGCACCGGCAACCACACCUCCCGUGCAAAGAUGAGCUCAGAGUUUGCCAAAGUUAUUAACGAUGGUCUGUUCUAUUACGAGCAGGACCUGUGGACUGAACAGUUUGAGCCAGAAUACUCUCAGAUUAAGCAAGAAGUGGAGAACUUUAAAAAAGUGAACAUGAUUAGUCGGGAGCAGUUUGACACCUUAACCCCUGAGCCGCCUGUGGAUCCAAACCAGGAAGUUCCUCCAGGACCCCCGCGAUUUCAACAAGUCCCUACAGAUGAUUUGGCUAAUAAGCUGUUUGGUGCCCCUGAACCUUCAACGAUUGCCCGGUCCCUACCGACCACUGUUCCCGAAUCUCCAAAUUACCGCAAUGCUCGGACGCCACGUACCCCACGCACACCCCGGUUAAAGGAUCCAACUCUUACGCCAAGGUUUUACCCAGUGGUUAAAGAAGGCAGGACGAUAGAUGCUAAGACUCCACGGAAAAGAAAAACACGACACAGCUCCAACCCGCCAAUGGAAUGCCACGUGGGAUGGGUGAUGGACUCCAGGGAGCACAGACCUCGUACUGCCUCUGUCAGCUCUACUGCCAGCCCCUCUGAGGUUGCUCCAGCAUUGAGCAAUUACGGAUGUACCCCACAAUCUCUGCCAAAGUUCCAGCACCCUUCCCAUGAACUGCUGAAAGAGAAUGGAUUUACACAACAUGUUUACCACAAGUACCGCCGACGUUGCCUUAAUGAAAGGAAACGGCUGGGCAUAGGCCAGUCUCAGGAGAUGAACACCCUCUUCCGCUUCUGGUCUUUCUUUCUUCGAGAUCAUUUCAAUAAGAAAAUGUAUGAGGAGUUCAGGCAACUGGCUGUGGAGGAUAGCAAAGAGGGAUACAGGUACGGGUUGGAGUGCCUGUUCAGAUACUACAGCUACGGCCUAGAAAAGAAGUUCCGAGUGGACAUAUUCCGAGAUUUCCAGGAAGAGACUAGAAGGGACUACGAAACUGGUCAGCUCUAUGGGCUGGAGAAGUUUUGGGCCUUCUUAAAAUAUUCCAAAGCCAAAAACCUUGACAUAGACCCCAUAUUGCAGGAAUAUUUGAGCAAGUUCCGCCGACUAGAGGAUUUCAGGGUUGAUCCACCAAUGGGAGAAGAUGGAGGAUCAAAGAGGCGACACUCACUCUCCACAGGUGAGGGCAGAAGGAGGUACCCAUCCCAGUCUUCCAGUAGAGGAUCUGGUCAUCAGACUUCAACCCAAAAUUCAGCGAGGGAAGAGGCCAAAGCCCAAAGCCAUCCUUCCACUGCCACACCGGAUUCCCAGACUCCUGGAGCAGGGAAGUAGGCAGAAUAAAAAUUGGAGUGGAACUAAGGACUGGGAAGGGAACAUGGUUUCUUGGAUAUGGGAAGGUGGAUAUAUCAAAUGCAAUGGAUCCAGCCUUCUUCCUACAGGAAACACUGCUUACACCAGAGACUCCAGGUGCUGGAGGCAAGGACUAGUUGUUCCCGUGCCCUUUACACAUAUAGGGGGUAGCUGCUCAUACUGAAGAGGAGGAUGAUCUUUGGUUAGGGGUAUGACAUUUAGUUUCAUUUCUUUUAGCAGAAACCUGGAGGAAAGCUCUCGCUAUGUUCAGAGGGAGAUUUUUAUUUUUUUUUUUCUCCUUGUUUUUAAAUUAUUGGAUUUGUGCCCUUCUUUUUGAGCAGCAAUUCCUCAGUGUGAAAAAAGACUGCGGACUCGUGUCUGCUGUGAGAUGGCCACGCGCAGACGAGCCGAGCUUUGCUGUUACAGGCUCGCCAUAGGGCGACACACAGGGCCCUUCUCUGGCUUCUGUCUCUCAUGCACGAGACACAUCAGUUUUCUUUGAAACAAAGAUUGGGUUCUGCAGCAUCUCCAGUCUCUGACAUUGUCUUUUGAACGAUGCCUCUUCCUCAUUACAUUGAAAAGGGGGUUCCAGGGAUUGUCCACUUGGUGGCGCCUAAUCUUCUGGCUUUCUUUCUUCUCGCAGCAACUCGGCAUGCAGCUUAUGGCUUCAAGGCAACCCUGCAGUUGGUCCCCCUUCCCUUUUAAGAGAGAAUUAUAUAUAAAUAUAUUUUUAUUUUUUCUUUUGUUUUAUUGUUUUUUUUUUUUUUCUGAAUGAGAAUGUGAAUGAGAACCCAAAAAAAACAAAAACUAGCAAAAGACUAGAGGAAAAAAAAUUAUCAAAACUGAAAACAAGACUGCCUUUUAUUUCCCUUUUAAAACAUGAAUCUAUUUAGCAGUGAGAACAAAAUGAUGAAACAUUGCCUUAUAGUAACCUAGAAGCUUGCAGAAGGAGCUGCCAUAUUGGAAUAGAGCAGCAGCCAAUCAUAAGCAUUUUGGAGCAGCCAAUAAACAGAAGACUGGCUGCAGACCAGUCAUAUCACCUGGCACAAUAGCCCCCACAUUUCAUGCUGCUGUUUAUCUUCACUGGGACGACUGUUUCAAGGUUGUUCUACCCCAGGGCAUAUUAAUUUGGUAUUAAAAAAAAAUUGCCGCAUGAUGUAAAGCAGGAAGAGGCAAUUUGAUUUUUUUUUUAAUUACAUUUUUAAUUUUUUUCCCCCCUUAAGGAACAAGAAUAAACAAAAUCAGUUCCAUGCUGCAAAAGGGUUAGUUGUGUUGCAUUUGCUGUGUUUCUUUGGGGACCUUAGGGCUUAAUUCUACCGAAGAUUUGGAAAUUCUUGGCCAAUUGGCCAUCGCUGAACCACAGAUUACAAUCGAGACUCGUUUACACCUUAAUAGACUCCCCCCCCCCCCCCCCUCCCCCCGCCAGUUUUAGUAAAUCACUGCCAUCCCCGCUGCAGGUAGUGCUCUUCUGAAUGCAGGAAAUUCACAGAGACAAUGGAAUUGAAACUGCUUUCAGACUCUGUUGCAAAGCCAAAUCUGACGGGUCUUGUGGCUGAGAAGGUGCAUUUGUGCAUGUAGCUGGCAUGACAGACACUGCCAUUGAAUAAAAUGGUGCCUAAAGGUUUGGUGUGUUCAGCCAAAUCAAGUUACCAGAGCACUAAUUAAAUAAGCCUUCAUAUGAUUAAUUAGGGCUGGAUCCUUAAGGAACCAUGGCUGGUUACACAGAUAUUUAAAUGCCCCUCCCCUUCAUUCUUUAUCCUCAGUAGCUGUUAAUAUUCACCAUCGGUGGUGGCAGCUGCCAUCUUGCCAGUUUUACCUCUACUUGGAUUUGUGUUCCAUAUAUUGGUGAUGACUAGUGGGUGAAAGGGUAGAUACGAGUGCCUAAUACUCCCAGAAUCCCUUGAGGGUGCUUACGGAACUGUCACUUGCCCCCUGUGCCCUUUGCAAGUAUGCAGUGAACUUAGUCCUGAUAUGGUUAUCUGCCUUUCCAGGCAUGUAUGUGCUACAGAUCAUAUAUCUUCAGAUAUGUAUAGAAAUAUAUAUAAAUCCGUCAUGGUUAGCUGCUCAUGUGAUUUAUUCUUUUACACUGGCCUACUCUUUUAUAUUGACAGUAGCUAGUGUGUCCUUUAGUUUGCUCCUUCCCUCCCAUAUCUUGAUUUUGGCCCCCAUGUAGAAUGGCAGGAACGAACUGUUGCUUUGUUGCACCUUACAAAUCCAUUAAAAUACAAACAACCUAUUGCUCCAAACCAGUGACUCUAGCACUGCUGGGCUGGGAGUCACGCUGUCUUAGAUUUGCACACAAUUCACUUCAAACCACUUGUUUUCCCCCCCCAGGAAGACUGACACGCUUACAUUUCUUGAUGAGAGUGGAUUGGUGCUCAGUGUAUUGCUGUUCUAAAGAUUCCACUACCUUCCCCUUCACAAGCCUUUGCCAACACUUAACCUUCCACCUUCCAAAGUCAUCGUUGACUUUGUGCAAACGCUGCUGCCCCCAGACUAUGGAAUGCUUCAGAUACAUUACCCCCCACCCCCUUUAUGCUCAGAUCAAAAAACAGAAAGAAAAAAAAAAAUUCAAAAAAAAUGGAUAAAAUUGACAAAAUGUAAAAUACUUGAAUGAGCGCUUGUAUUAUAACAUUAAUAUUAUUCAGAGUAUCCAUUCUUAUUGAGUUAUGAUUUUGCUUCUAGCUGUGCUUUAGUCAUUUCUUGGUAAUUUGUGGUAAUUAUACUUUUUCCUUUUUAAUACAAAAAAAAAUGUAUAAAAAUAAAAACCUCAAAGACAA
Messenger RNA from Xenopus tropicalis (tropical clawed frog), 6100 nucleotides. RefSeq names its product La ribonucleoprotein domain family member 1 (gene larp1). The record is from RefSeq and is a predicted model, not a curated record. Gene Ontology annotation, molecular function: RNA cap binding; RNA binding. The coding region runs from base 252 to 3302 and encodes 1016 amino acids. The transcript has 19 exons. NCBI's taxonomy places the organism in Eukaryota, Metazoa, Chordata, Amphibia, Anura, Pipidae. Gene Ontology annotation, biological process: mRNA stabilization.